AUGGGUGGUCGCGGAUUCAAGCUCAACAACAACAACGACCUCGACGACGGGCUUUACUUCAAGCUCGUCAAGCACGUCGACGACCACUAUGAAGAUCACGUCAACGACGAGCACGACCUCGACUACGACGACAACAGCAAGCACUACAACUGCUCUAGAAUACGCAAUGCUACCUGUUUUGGCUAUGAAAAGAGUAUGGGAUGUGAUGAUACUCCUUCAACUACAAUGACGACGAUGGUAAGGGAUGCGCCAACAGAAGGAUACACCAUGAUGACGUCAACCACGCAGCUCACGACGAGGACAUUAACUACCUCAAAGCCGACUACUACGAUGACGCUGAGUCCUUUCCCGCUGGAGCCAACCUGGAAUUACAACAAGACAAAUUUCUAUUUGCUGAACAAAGGCUGCAUUCUCGGAAAUGCAUGCUACAAUUUGUGCAAGGCGCGAAACCUAGAGAUGCCGGCAAUUCACUCUGAGUUGGAGAAUGCUGCAUUGCUACGAAAAAUGCAGUCGUUGAAUUCGGGUAGCCGUACGGGCCGAGUUGUAGCCCACAUUGGCAUGUCCAAUCGCCUUACGCCAAGCGGCAAUCUGAAGAACUAUUGGCGG
Molecule: messenger RNA, 606 nt
Organism: Mesorhabditis spiculigera
Lineage: Eukaryota; Metazoa; Nematoda; Chromadorea; Rhabditida; Rhabditidae
Source: the annotation of a GenBank genome assembly